AUUUGCAACCGGGAUGGUGUGUGUCAGUCGAAAAGUCAUUUUUACGUGAAAAUUUAUGAUGUAGGUUUUAGUGAAAAUAUUUAUUUAUUCCCAGCACCAACAGCAUCUAGAUGGAAUAUGUCGUCGGAAAGGAUCGAAUGGGUCGAGAUCAUAGAGCCGCGUACAAAGGAGCACAUGUACGCAAAUCUCACGACUGGAGAAUGCGUCUGGGAUCCACCUGAGGGUGUCAAUAUAAAACGAACAAAUGACUCUCAGUGGUGGGAGCUCUUUGAUACCAACACCCAUCGCUUCUACUACUACAAUGUGGCUUCGCAGACUACUGUUUGGCACCGACCGGUGGAUUGUGACAUCAUCCCACUGGCAAAGUUGCAGACCCUAAAGCAGAAUACGGAGAGGAAGGAUGAAUCCACGCAGACAUCCCACGGGAAGGUGAAUAGCAGUGCUAUCAUCUCCAAGCUUUUCCGCAAUGAGCCCCGUGUGGACAUAAAGGCGGCUUCAUCGAAGGAACGUGGACCUCAAGAGUCCCGAAGUGUUGAGUUGCUGGCAAGUCCUCAGGGACGCCAUAGCUUCAGGCCUAGCUCGACAGAUUCACCAGGAGGCCGUCAUGAUACUCACAAGUAUUGUCGGCACACGGGAGGAUCCACUUCCCCCCGUAACAAUAGCCAGAGACAUGAUUCCGGUAAAUCUAGUGAUUCUAGUCUCUCCAGUGCUCAUGGGUACAGGCGCCUACAGGAUGGUGGAAGCCUGCGGAUUGGGCAGCAGCAGCAGCAUGGAGGACGCAGAAAGCAACACAGUGCUGAGAAUUGCUACAGGAUGCUCCAGGAGAGCAACAGUUCGCACAACAUUCCCCAUGUGGCGAUGGGUGGUGGCGACACAAAACCAUCGUCGCAGUAUCCGAAGCAGAAGAUGCCCUAUUCCCUUUCCAAUUCAUCAGAUUUGGCCGGAAGUGCUUCCCCAGCCCAUUCCACGAGCACACCCCAGCUCAAGAAGAAGCUCACUGGAGACUUUGCUCGCACAUCCACUGAAGCUACCAAGCAUCAGAGUUUCGACUUUGCCGGAAAAGAAGAUCCUCCGAUUGUUUCCCUGACGCGCUCCGGGAGUUUCAUGUCGUCACCGCGUCAGCAACAUCAGUCGCGAACGGUGACAACGCCAGGCAAUGAAGGAAAUGGAGGUGGUAGUGAUGAUUCUAUGCAUGAGAAAUAUUUUAAAUCUGUUGAAAACACACCAGUGACCCGGCGUCGUCACACGACAUCAGCCAAGGGAGCCGCCAUUGCGUCUGGAUCAUCGGGUGGUGGAGGAAGUGGAGGCAAUGAUGCCAGAGCUAGCGGAAGUGGAACAUCGUCGAAGAUGGUGGCAGCUAGUGGUGGAACGGGCGGAUCGAGUGAUUCAAGUCCACAGAGUCCCAUAAGUCCACAGAAUCAUGCAACGAAGCCAGCUAGACCGUCACUCUUGAGCAGUGUCUCCAUUGCCAUAGAUACCCCAAGCUCCUAUAUUUCUAGUCACAAGAAUGAUCCGGAACUCCUGAAUCUGGAUUUACCCACAAAACCCGAAAGAUAUUUGGACAAGAUGAAACUCGACAAGGGUAAAGUGUCACCGGGAAGUGUGUCAAAUAGUUCAGGCUUGUCGAUACAGCAAAUAAAUAAUUUGAUGAAGCCACUGGCUAAUAAGUACAGUGGCGGUGUGACAUCUAGUCAAUGCCAAACUUCGCUGAGGCAACAGCAUGCAUCGUCAUUCAGCAAUACACCAAAGGAGCACAAGGAGGAGACAUCACCGGCAGUGAUUCCCUAUCUCAGUAAGCCAAAUCUCGAGAGGCACAAUAAGGAGAUGCAGCAGCAGAAGCAUAGCACUGAGAGAGCUACGUCCACGGGAAGACGCACACGGCGUCGGCAGCAGUAUAUGAUGGGAACGAUGACCAGCGAUGCUGAAUACGACAAUGGAAACAUUUCGCCACUGUACAGCAAUUGGGAUCAGGAGAUGCAGGAACAUCUUCUGCCCCUGCAGCACUACAUCAUUGAGCAGGCCAAGUUGUCCGGAUGCUAUCGACUUGGUGAUCCCUUGGAUUCGGAUUCACUUCACUCAGAUAGUCAGUCUGAACAUUCCUUCUCUGGUCAUGAGCCUGACAACGAGGAUUCAGACCAUUCGGAUGGCCGCGGAGACUACUUGACGCAUCACUGCGUCACCGGCGAAGACUAUGGGAUGUCAAGGGGCGGAGGAGGUGGUGCUGGACAUACCUCCUAUUACAACAUCGGGCUGAACUUUGACAAAGAAAAGGAAGACAUAUCUUCCGAGGUGGAAGCAAAACUGGAAAGUGCCCGGGAUGAGCCACAGAUUUACAGUCCAGUGAGAAAUCAUCCAAUCUUCCCACUGGGAGGUGGUUCAGGAAUGCCACAUCAUCAUCAUCAUGGAAAGAUGGCUGGCAUGCAGAAGCAGCAAUCAAUGCCUUCAGCUGGCUUCCAUCAUCAACAAUCAAUUGACAGGCACGUGGCAUUGCACGGACUGUCCAAAGUUCUUCCACCUUCUGGUCCUGGUGGUGCUCCUCAAUUGGCAAUUAUGAAGGAGUGUGAUAUUGAGAAAUUUGCCCAGGACAAUCUCAAUCUUCACUCCAAAGGAAUCUUUAGGAAGAAGUCAUCUGUGAGGGAUAUGCUGAGUUGGACCGGAAAUGCCAUAAGUCGACCAAUGUUGGCAGUUUCGAGGGACAAGGCGGGCAAAAAGAUGGCUACAGAACUGUUCAAGCUGGUGCAAAUUUACAUGGGAGACCGCAAAGCGAGGCAGGGCAUGAGUUUAAAUUCUGUGGUCAUUGACAUAAUUUCUCUGGCGGUACAGCAACCACCACUUCGGGAUGAACUGUAUGUGCAAUUGUGUCGUCAAACAACAGAGAAUCCUUCCAGAGAAUCUCUAAUAAGAGGGUGGGAAUUGAUGGCAAUUUGUCUAUCAUUUCUUCCGCCUUCACCCACUUUUCAACCAGCUCUACUUAAUUACAUGAAUCGACAUCGAGAUCCUACUUUUGCUACGAGCUUCCCAGAGGUUGGAAAGUGGCCGAUUCAUGUGCAAAUAUCACACUAUGCCACAAUUGCGUGCCGAAGAUUAGAUAGAAUUGGGAGUUCGGGGAAGAAACAGGCCAAAAAACCAUCUGAAGAUGAAGUUAAUCAAGCGAGAGAUCAAAUCUUCAGAGAUAGUAUGUUUGGCAAUACGCUGCAAGAAGUGAUGGAGUUGCAGAAGGAGAGAUUCCCGGAUCGGCAAUUGCCAUGGGUCCAGGUGACACUCUCUGAGCAGGUGCUCUUAAUGGGUGGAAAGCAAACUGAGGGAAUCUUUCGUGUUCCUGCUGAUGUUGAUGAGGUGAUGUACUUAAAAAAUCGCCUGGAUCGAUGGGAGAUACCUGAGUACAAACCAUCUAUGGAUGCACAUUCACCUGCCAGUCUUCUAAAGCUCUGGUAUCGUGAACUCUAUGAUCCUCUAAUCCCAGACGAAUUGUACGAGAAGUGUGUUCAGACAGAGGAUCCCGAGGAAGCAGCCACUAUUGUCAACAAAUUACCACGAAUCAACAGAAUGGUUCUUACCUAUUUGAUUCACUUCCUGCAACAAUUUGCUCAACCCGAUGUUGUGGCCAACACAAAGAUGGACUCAUCGAAUUUGGCAAUGGUUUUUGCGCCAAAUUGCCUGAGGUGCACAUCACAAGAUCCCAAAGUAAUUCUCGAGAAUGCCAGGAAGGAAAUGGCUUUCCUGCGCACUCUCAUCAUCAAUAUGGACACAUCGAGUGUGGCGUAUCUCAAAUGAAAGUCAACCUCAUCCCCAGUGUUUUUGCCGAAGGACAUGUUAGCGUGUUAACAAAGGUAAGAAUUUCUUCUUGCAAUCUCCUCAGAGUUACUUUUCCACCCUCUCAUGUUCAGCUGAUGAUAAAAAAAACAAGUAAAUCCAACAACUUUCUCUAUAUUAGUGCAGGUAGAACAAGCGUGCUAAUUGAAUUUUUGAAAUAUCCUUGCUCCAACUUUAAAAAAAAAAAAGAAUACAAACAAAAAGUCUUGUCUUUUGAACGUUACACAAUCACAUUGAAAUGUGGAUUUAUUGAAGAAAGUAUUAAAAAAAAUUACCAAUAGGGAGAUGAAUGAUGAAAUUUGAAAAUUAAAAGUUUUAAAAUUUGACGAUAAGACAUUUUAUCAAGAGGAAAGCAAAACCUAUCAAAAUAUGCUCGUUUUUAGUGGCUGCAUUUCUUUGAACCUAAACAAAAAAAAAUAAAAUUUAAAAAGGAACAUAUUUAAUUGAUGAAUGCAACAAUUAUUUUAAAAACUUUUAAUCUGUAUUAGAGAGAUUGAAGAAAAAAAAACAGACACAAUAAUUAAUUACCAAGUAAAUUGCUAGAGUGUUCCAAAAGUUUUUUGAAUUAUUAAAUGAUGAAACAAGUUAAAAAAAAAGAAAACAAAGAAUCAAAUGACAGCCACUUUUGUGUGGAGCAGAAUUUAGAAGCAAGUGGAGUAAAUAGAGAUAAAAAAAAAAUAUUUUUGCAAUAAUACCUUUAAAAAGAAUGAUUAAUGAAAGCCAUUAUUGAAGAAUACUGCAUUGUAAUAUUUAUUGUAAUCAAAUAUUGAAUCUCUCCAAAGUGUUUUAGUGAACAAAAGAAAAGAGAAUAAUGAAGAAAAAUUCCAAAUGAAGGAUUCCUGAAAUAUUUCCAAAACUUUCCACCUUUUUUUUAAGUGAAUCUCAUUUUUUUAAAAGUAAUUUUUUUCUCGAAUAAAAACAACUUACAUUUCUUGUUAUUUCUCUCAAUUUUAUUUUAUUUUUUUUUGCAUUUCAAAAGACUUAAAUGUUAUUCAUUGUUUGUCACAAUAAGAGAACAAUAUUAUCUUUUGUUUUUUUUUUAAGUAUCCCUUUUUUAUUUUUUUUAUACACAUUUAUUUAUCAGUGAAAAACUAAAUAUUAUUGACUUAAAGGUUUUCUUGAUAGAUAAUUUUCAAUGUACUUGAUUUUUAUAAAUGAACUAUUGCAUAAACUUAAAAAAAAAAACGAAACAUGCAGAGAUGAAGAGAAGGUAGUGUAGAAAAAGACUUAAAGAAGCAACAAUAUUAGUAAGUUCAUGAAGAUAUUUAAAGAAAAAAAACAAGAAAGAAAAAAUAAAUUACAAUGAAAAAUUAGA
Molecule: messenger RNA, 5128 nt
Organism: Phlebotomus papatasi
Lineage: Eukaryota; Metazoa; Arthropoda; Insecta; Diptera; Psychodidae
Gene: RhoGAP93B
Product: rho GTPase-activating protein 39
Exons: 13
Coding region: 118-3774 (1218 amino acids)
Biological process (GO): signal transduction
Cellular component (GO): cytoskeleton; cytoplasm
Molecular function (GO): GTPase activator activity; protein binding
Source: RefSeq, a predicted model, not a curated record